Molecule: messenger RNA, 876 nt
Organism: Schistocerca nitens (vagrant locust)
Lineage: Eukaryota; Metazoa; Arthropoda; Insecta; Orthoptera; Acrididae
Product: golgin subfamily A member 6-like protein 7
Exons: 1
Coding region: 1-876 (291 amino acids)
Source: RefSeq, a predicted model, not a curated record
AUGUGGAGGAGGCCGGGCCAAAUGUGGAGGAGGCACAUGAAGACGUGCAGGAGGACAGGACAGGCAUUGAGGAGGCAGGGCCAUAUGUGGAGGAGGCUGGGCCAGACGUGGAAUAGGCCAGGGCUGACGUGGAGGAGGCCGGACCAGGUGUGGAGGAGGCCAGGCCAGAUAUGGAGGUGGCUGGGCCAGACAUGUAGGAGGACAGGGCAGACAUGGAGGAGACUGGGCCAGACGUGGAGGAGGCCAGAGCAAACGUGGAGGAGGCUGGGCCAGACUUGCAGGAGGCCAGGGCAGACGGGGAGGAGGAUGGGCCAGAUGUGGAGGAGGCAGGGCCAGACAUGGAGAAGGCCGGGACAGAGUUGUAGGAGGCCAGGGCAGACGUGCUGCUGGCCGUUCCAGAUGUGGAGGAGGCCAGGGCAGAUGUGGAGGAUGCCAGGCCAGACACAGAAGAGGCCAGGGCAUACAUGGAGGAGGCCGGGCCAGAUGUGGAGGAGGCCAGGCCAGAUAUCGAGGAGGCUGGACCAGAUGUUGAGGAGGACAGGGCAGACAUGGACUAGACUGGGCCAGACGUGGAGGAGGCCAGGCCAGACGUGCAGGAGGAGAAGGGCACACGUGCAGCAGGCGAGGCCAGAUGUGGAGGAGGCCAGACCAGAAAUGCAGGAGGCUGGGACAGACAUGGAGGCCUGGGCAGACAGGGAGGAGGCUGGGCCAGAUGUGGAGGAGGCUGAGCCAGACAUGGAGGAGGCCGGGACAGAUGUGGAAGAGGCCAGGGAAGAUGUGCAGCAGGCCGUUCCAGAUGUGGAGGAGGCCAGGGUUAGACGAGGAGGAGGCCGGGCCAGACAUGGAGGUGGCUGGGCCAGAUGUGGAGGAGGCUGA